This is a messenger RNA of Orcinus orca (killer whale), 921 nucleotides long. RefSeq names its product olfactory receptor 13. NCBI's taxonomy places the organism in Eukaryota, Metazoa, Chordata, Mammalia, Artiodactyla, Delphinidae. Gene Ontology annotation, biological process: G protein-coupled receptor signaling pathway. The record is from RefSeq and is a predicted model, not a curated record. Gene Ontology annotation, molecular function: olfactory receptor activity; G protein-coupled receptor activity. Gene Ontology annotation, cellular component: membrane.
AUGGGAGACAAUAUGACAUGUAUCACAGAGUUCACCCUACUGGGAUUUCCCCUUGAUGCAACGAUUCAGAUGCUUCUCUUUGGGCUCUUCUCUCUGUUCUAUGUCUUCACCCUGCUGGGGAACGGGGUCAUCCUGGGGCUCAUCUCACUGGACUCCAGACUGCUGUACUUCUUCCUCUCACACCUGGCCAUCACUGACAUAGCCUAUGCCUGCAACACCAUGCCCUAGAUGCUGGUAAACCUCCUGAGUCCUGACAAGCCUGUCUCCUCUGCUGGCUGCAUGACACAAAGCUUUGUCUUUUUGACAUUUGCUGUCACAGAAUGUCUUCUCCUGGUGGUGAUGUCCUAUGAUCACCAUGUAGCCAUCUGCCAGCCCCUCUGAUACUCUGCCAUCAUGAUCUGGGGAGUCUGCAUCAUGCUGGUGGUGAUUUCCUGGACCAUUGGAGUCCUUCUGCCUUUGAUUCAUCUAGUGUUACUUUUACCCUUACCCUUCUGUAUAUCCCAGAAAAUCAAUCACUUUUUCUGUGAAAUCAUGGCUGUUCUCAAACUUGCUUGUACAGAUACACACAUCCAUGAAACUGUGGUACUGGCUGGAAUGAUUUCUGUGCUAGUGGGACACUUCUCAAUUGUAAGCUCAUAUAUGUGUGUCCUCUGUGCCAUCUUCAGGAUCCAGCCUGGGGAACGUCAAAGAAAAGCCUUGUCCAUCUGCUCAUCUCACCUCUGUGUGGUUGGACUCUUUCAUGGCAUAGCCAUUAUCAUGUAUGUUGGACCCAGAUAUGGGAACCCCAAGGAACAGAAGAAAUAUCUUCUUCUGUUUCACAGACUUUUCAAUCCCAUGCUCAACCCCCUUAUCUAUACUCUUAGGAAUUCAGAAGUAAAGAAUGCCUUGAAGAGAGUGCUGGGAAUAGAGAGGGCUUUAUGA